AUGAUUUCCUAUAGCUCAGCUAUUGGCCAUCAACAGGGCAAAGCCGAUACUGACAAUAAUGGCCUUGCUCGCUACAUGCUCAAGAUUGAGACUCCUGCGGGCAUCAAGUCCGGCAAUGAGCCUGAUCUCAUUUACCUUGGAGCCCCAAAGGUCGUCUAUGGCAAAGUCAACCCGCCUCCUCCGGACUAUGAUACUUCCAAACCUAAGCUCAUAAUGGAUGACCUAGACUUGUUGAACAUAGACGGGGAAUACAAUGGACCUCAAACUGUGUAUACCACUGAGAUAAACAACACUAGUCUUCAAAUUGAGUAUGGAACAACUCUUGAUAGCCGCAUCGUGACUCAGCCUGAAGGCAAGGCACGAGAAUGGCGUAUCAAGAAGCAGACGGAUUGUCACGGCAACACGAUCCAAUACAACUACAUCCCUUCUCCACAGACCGAGAACACCAGAGAUGUCAACACAUCGUAUCUUGAUUCGAUCAAGUACUGUUCCAACGAUGUCACUGACUCUCCUGCGACGCGUUUUGUCCAGUUUCACUACGCUGAUCGCAAGGACUUGGUCACGCAUUCCAUUGCAGGAGCUAUCAUCACCCGGGCAAACCUCCUCAGCUCUAUCUCCAUCAGCAUCAAUAUCGGCGGAGAGAUUACGGUCAACGGGACCUACUCCCUCACCUACGGUCAGUCGGCAACGACUAACGAUUCGUACCUCUCGCAGGUAGCGGAGAGCUCAGAAAAAGACGGUCAGGCCGUUAGUCUUCUCCCUACCUCGUUUUCAUACACCGCGCAGGAUACUGCACCGGGAGAUCUCUUCAAGACGGUGCCAGCGGACCCCUUCCAAGCCGAGUCCAAUGCGCUCACUGAUGUUACUUGUAUGGUAUGGGACAUUGCCAACAAAGUAAUGACGGUCAAGACCUACACAGCAGAGAGAAAGCCUAACCCCGACGUGAAGCCUGAUGCCAUUACUGAUUGGACUCCAUCGGAGGAAAAUGUCCAGGUACCGAUGCCUAUGUGGGAUCCAACGAGCCCAGAUGCGAAGAUGCCUGAUUUCUUGGCGCCUGAUCUUCACGGUAACGGCCGCUCAGACUUGAUCAUACCGUAUCAGAACGCCAGGGGAAUGCUCGAGUUUUUCCUCUCACAAAGCAAUGGUGCUGGGCUGACUGCGGUUCAAGAAGUCAAGCAGACUAACUUUCCCUGGGUAGUAAAGUCCAAGUUCAUGGCCAUGGACAUAACUGGAACUGGCGUCGCUGACGUUGUCCAAAUCUUCCCCAAUGGCCAGAAUCUGUCCUUUCGCAACUUUCCAGGAGUUGCCAAUGAGAGUAAUUCUGGAAGCAUCGGACUGGCAGAUGUCAUCCAGACAGAUACCACCUACGGCUUCGAUAACACGAUCGAUUGGUUUCUCCUGAAACACUCGGGAACUGGAGCUGUCAGCCUUGUACGUGUGUGGCAAGAGGCCACGUCUUUCCGUUGCCUCGUAACAGGCGAUUCGUCCAAGGGUUUCAAAGCUACUGGGAUCGAUUCCAUGCUCGGAGGUCCCUUUCCCAAGAGAGAUGCCAACGCGCCUGUUUUGAGCAUCCUGUCCUGCGACAUAAAUGGAGAUGGUACUCAGGAUAUUGUCCUUGGAAAGGCCGAGUUCCAGGCACCAAACAUGGUCUUCAGAUAUGUGGUCUCGCUUGGUGACGGCAUGGGCAGUUUCGCCAAGUGUGGUGACGAGCUGACGCAAACAGUUGAAAACGCCAUGGAACCGAAGGGAGAUGGCAGGUUCUCCGUUACAAAUCUCAAUGGCGGGCUCUACCCAUCCCUGGCUUAUGUCUACCAACAGAGUAACGACAUCAGCUUUGUAUGCAUGUCGGUUGUUGGACGCUGCGGCGCCGCGGUUAGUCCCAUUGUCCCAUACCCAGUCACGCCAGAUCCCAAGACGGAGAAUACUCAAGUGAUUCCCGCGGAUCUGAGCAAGCUCAGUAUUGUCCCUGUCUACAACACAGGCCAGCCGACAGAUCUUCUGUCAUCGUCCAACGACUCAAUGGGCCUUGUCACUGCCUUUUCGUACGGUUGUCUCACAGACCCGGACGUUUACGAUUCUGGCGUUGACUGGAGAAACUAUCCACCUACCGAUCCUGGAAACUAUGUUGUCAAGGGCGCUCCCAAUUAUGUUGUCACGUCCCUCGAACACACCAACGACUCAGCCACAAACUCGUUGGCCUUCGAGGUCAAUAUGGCAAAGACGUAUCGUCAAGUUCUUGUAAACAGUCAAGGAAGAGGCUGGUUGGGCUUUGAGUCCAUCACGACUCACAACAUCGUUGAUGACAUUUGGACAACCGAGCACUACUUCCAGACUUCCCCAAAGAUCGGGCUCAAGUCUAAAGUUGACACGCUGAAUUCAGACCCUAAAACAGACUACGAUACUCCCUUGUCUCAGCAGAAUGGAUGUGAUAUCUAUCAUGUCAACAAGCUAUUCGACAAGCUCGAGACAGAAGGGGAACAGUGCCGGGUGCAGAUGACCCAAUUCACCUACGACGACAAUGGAAACGUCAUCACCAAAUAUGUUUCAGAACAUCAGCAAGGUCAGAUUAUCUUCCAGUCUUGGGAGAACUGUUCUUACACAUCUAUCCGAGGUAUUACGAGUCUCAUGACGGCUAUGAAGCUCUCCUCGGUUGAAACCAACCGGGACUUGACUGCGUUUCAACAAGGAGACGUGAACUUUACUCAGUACACAUACAACAGCAAUACUGCCCUUCUUGAAACCAUAUCAACCAUGGACCCUGCCGGCCUCACGACCACGACGACCUAUGAUUCCUACUUUAACAGUCUCCCAAUUCAACAGGUAGAAAAAGGUCGUGGCGUCAAUUCCAUCCAACUUCUUGCGUAUGAUAUGGCAAGUGGCGAGCUGCUGGCCAAACGUGAGACGAGUGGACGACUCACGUGUACUCGCGUCGAUGGCUUCGGCAGAAACAUCGAGGCACGCAUGCAAAGCAAGGAAUUCCUGCCCAAGCUCUUGUCUGACAAAUGUAUCCUGGAUCCAGUUCAGCAGUACAGCUACGACCUCUUCAAGAGCUCGGCAGGGAACUCGUAUUUGACCUCAUCGACCUUGUCUUCAACAGACAAGCAUGUCACUUGGAAGUGUUGGACAUAUGAUACUCGCGGCAAUCCCCUCUUCGAAAGCUUCAACCUCCAGUCAGCUCCAUGGGACAGCUUCGAGUAUCAGCCCGGGCCGUCAGAAGGCACAACUUCGGUAUUCGACAAGCUCGGUCGGGUCCUCAACAAGACUCGCCCAAGCCACAACGACUCGGCCAUUAAUUCCGUCUCAAGCCUGCAAUAUUCCAUUGGGGGCGGAACAGUCUUGGAGACUGUUACCGGACCAGAUCCAAACGCGAGCGCCACUAAUGUCGUACUUUGGUCUGCGCCUCGUACAUAUAUUUCCAUCAACGGAAAGGAGCAUAUUAUCUCAGCUGCGAAUCAGGGAGCCUUGACUUCAGAGUUCACGUACGAUGUUGCCGGCAAUCUGUUGUCUGCUUCCGAUCCUCAAGCAAAGAGGGAAACGAGGAAAUGCAACUCGCUUGGCCAGCUUCGGAUCCUUGACAACGUUUAUCAGAGAAUGCAAGACCCAGCUAAGCCACCGGAGCAGCUAGCGAUGACUUAUAUCUAUAAUGAGGCGAUUAUGUUCGAUAGGGACAGCAAAGGUCGUCCUAUCAGUAAGACUGGUUUUGAUGGCAGAGUGCUUAGGUAUCAGUACGAUGAUGCUGGCAAGGAGAGACUUUCCUCGAUGACGGUUUAUCCUUCAGGUGAAGCAAAGCAACUGGAGACCAAGCUUAGCUUUGAGUACGACGAACGGGCCCGACUGAGCUCUCGGGCUUUGACUCUCGCCGAUGGGGUUGAGUACGAAAUAGUCUUCGAGUACGAUUGGCAGGGACAGGUAAUGACCAAGUCUUAUCCCAAUGGUGCUACCAAACUGAACAAGUACAUCGGAUCUCUGCUUUCAUACAGCGAAGUCUACGCUGAGGGACCAGGAGGUCAGCGAGAGACAUGGCUCGACGGCACCUUUGAGUAUAAUAAUGCAACGGAAAAGCCCAACAAAACCACAUUUGGCAAGGCCGACGGACAGACCGAUUUUCAGCACACUUUCGAGUACAAUCUCCAGUCGUACACCCUCAGUCACAACCUUGACCAACUAGGGCAGUCUCCCUCAGACACUAAGCCCUUGGUUCAGAAGACGUAUAUCUACAAUGGAGCAGAUCAACUUGCCCAGAAUCUUGACGGCAUGUCCAACGUGGCCAAGAAGUACAACUAUGAAGGCGCUCCAGAUGGCAAGACUGUGAAGCGAGAGGUUCCCGGAAACGGAGGGUCUCUCUUGACAAUCAGCGACGACUAUAAUAUUCAGAUCAAGAAGGACGGCUCCGAGAUCAUCACGAUUAAACUGUUUGACAGUCCCAAGCAAGCCAGCACACAUGCCUCUGGAUAUUCUCCAUCCUCUGCCGCUUUAUUCACCGACGUCAAAGGAAACGUGACACACAGGUUCAAGAGCACUGAUGGAAGUCUGCUCAAAACCAUCACUUAUGACGACUUCGGAACACCCAGGAUCAAGAGAGUGCAGCCAAGCGAUACGAACUUCGACAAGACUUCAACAUACGAAAGCAAAAGUCUCGAUGAAGGCACAGAGCUUUAUGACUUUGGAUCCAGGUGGUACGACCCCAUUACUGGCCGCUUUACCACGCUUGAUGACAUUCUGGCAGUCAAGGACCUCGCCAGGACUGACGGACUCAACCGACUGGCAUUUGAGAACAACGACCCUAUAAAUCACGCUGAUCCUUCUGGGCAUUGGCCGUUAUCAGCUGUACUGGGCGUUGUCCUCGGAGCUGCCCUCGUCGUUGGCGCCAUUGCCCUCACAAUUGCCACAGGAAGAGCCGCGGCGCCACUUGCUGCUGCUGCUGCUGGAGCUCUGGCCAGUGGAGGUAUCGCUGGUGGAAAGUUCUGGGGCGGCUACGCAGCCACGGUGCUCGUCAACGCGGCCAUCGGAGGAGCCACCGGUGUUUUGGGAGCAGUGGCUACACCAGCCAACAUGGUGAGCGCAACUGAACGCCUUGGACAGGCAGUUGGUUUGGCAAUGGGCACUGCAACAGAGAAUCUCAUUGGUGCUGCUGCAACCGUCGGCAGCAAGGCCUUGAUCAGCGCGACAUCGUCGUUGUUGACAACCGUGGCACAUAAUGCGAUUGAGAACAAGUUCUAUGGCACCCACUACAGUUUGUUUGAAGGAGCAGGCACGGCAUUUGGCUCUGGCGCCGCGAUGGGCGCUCUCGGAGGUCUUGUCUCGGCCGGCUCGCAUUUGGUCAAAGGAGGAGAAUCGGCCGUGGCGCAGACUUCGGCUCAAAGGUUGAAGAAGGGAUUAACAGGUGGAUUACUAAUAGGAGUACGCGCGGGCUUCGCUGUUGCCAAGAGAUGGAGAUGGCCAAUCUGUAUCGGGAGCAGGAGAGGAAUUUCAAGGGCUUAUUGA
Fusarium oxysporum Fo47 is the source of this 5484-nucleotide messenger RNA. RefSeq names its product RHS repeat domain-containing protein. NCBI's taxonomy places the organism in Eukaryota, Fungi, Ascomycota, Sordariomycetes, Hypocreales, Nectriaceae. The record is from RefSeq and is a predicted model, not a curated record. The coding region runs from base 1 to 5484 and encodes 1827 amino acids. The transcript has 16 exons.